Molecule: messenger RNA, 2085 nt
Organism: Eucalyptus grandis
Lineage: Eukaryota; Viridiplantae; Streptophyta; Magnoliopsida; Myrtales; Myrtaceae
Product: PHD finger protein MALE MEIOCYTE DEATH 1
Exons: 3
Coding region: 1-2085 (694 amino acids)
Source: RefSeq, a predicted model, not a curated record
AUGUCGCUCCCGUUCCUCCAGGCUUGUGGGAAGAGGAAGCGGCGGCCCAAGAUCUUCAACUUCGGCGACUUCUGCGAUCCCGGGUGCCCGAUCAGGCCAGCCGGCCCGUUCCGCGACAACAUCUGCCUGUUCCUCGAGGAAUGCGGCGUGCCUGGGGAGCCUGCAGCCAGUGACCUGCCCGUCUGGUGCACCCUCCUGAUGCACCAGAAGACGGGCGUGGUCGUCCCCCUGUACACUGUCCAAGAAACCAUGACCCCCUCGUCUCCCUCCUUCUGCGAUCACUGCCGAUUUGCAGGUUGGGGAAACCAUUAUAUGUCGGGACGGAGGUAUCACUUGAUAAUCCCGAAGGACGGUUGCUGGAGUAGGCCUCUGGAGGAGUGUGACCUCGACGAGCCGAACCAUCUGCUUCAUGGCCUCAUUCAUGGUAAUGGGUUUGGGCACUUAAUCUGCAUCAAUGGCAUCGAAGGGGGCUCCAAGUUUCUCUGUGGAAGGGAAAUUAUGGAUCUCUGGGACCGCAUUUGCAACAAUCUACUAGUCAGGAAAGUGACAGUUGAGGAUGUCUCCAGGAAGCAAUCUAUGGAUCUCCGUUUGCUAUAUGGGGUCGCUUAUGGACACACAUGGUUCGGGAGAUGGAGUUACAGAUUCCUCAGAGGAAGCUUUGGAGUUAAAGAGCACCAUUAUCACCAAGCAAUGGAAUUUCUUGGCUCGCUUGAGCUUGUCAAAGUCCUUGAGGAUUUCAGCGGCACCGAACAUUUCAAAGAGAUCAAGCAGAUCAUUUGUCAUUACAAAGGUAUGAGUAAAACCAAUUUAGUCACCAUAAAGGACCUUCUCAAGUACAUGUUGACUGUCAAGUCGCAUUCAACUCGCAAGAGCAAACCCGCCAUACCUGCUGGGCCUCUCCCCUCCUUGAAGUGGAAACUGUUGACUAGAGCGUCUCUGCAGAACAAGCAUCUUUCACAGAUGAAGCCAAUAAAGUUUAGAAAAUUCACAAGUGCUGUAGCAGAAAUGGAUAGCAGAUGGCCUGCAAGGAGGAUGGAGCAGGCAGCAGAAGUGAUUGUGAAUGCGCUGCUAGAAGCGAGAGGUAAAAAGUUGGGCUGCACUGGAAUGACCCGCCAAGACGUGCGAGAUGCAGCCAGGUUACAUAUCGGGGACACAGGCUUGAUCGAUAAUGUGCUGAAGAUCCUCAACAAUGUGAUUGUUGGGGAUUAUGUCGUGCGCCGUGCAGUGAACCCAUUGACACGGAUCCUGGAGUACACAAUCCAUGAGUUCGAUGGUGGCAGGGAACCACCGGAGCAGUUGGUCAAAGAGACGCUAUUAUCACCAUCUCUUGCGGUUGGCCACGAUGUUUACAAGGACAUGGCAAGAGUGUACAGCGCAGUGUUCCUGAAUCAUCCCACAUCGGAUUGCGUUGGAUCGGCUGCUCAGGUGCUUCUGGACAGCAAGCAUUUCAUGAAGGAAUGGCCAUUUCAAGAUGAGGAAGACCAGUUGCUCACUUUCAUUUGCAAUCUCAUCCCUAGCAUAGAUAGGCUAGAGACUCUGCCAAGGAAGAAAGUCCCACCUGGUGAGAUUAUCAUGGUUCCACUGCACGCUACGGUCGGGGACUUGAAGGCAGCAGCUGAGAGCGCAUUUAGGGAGACCUACUGUGCUUUUGAACACCUUGUGGUGACAGAUAUUGAAGCCGUGAAAGAAACAGAGGACACCGAGGUGCUCUUUGGGAUCAUGGAGUCGGGCCAGGAGGUUUGGGUGAGGGGAACCGGGAUGGAUGUGGACAGUCAGUUGAGAUAUGAAGGUGGAAGCGAGAAUUGGGAGGUUAGAUGCAUGUGCGGGGCUGAAGAUGACGAUGGGGAGAGAAUGGUGGCCUGUGACCUCUGUGAAGUGUGGCAGCACACGCGAUGCUGUGGAAUUGACGAUACUGACAACGUCCCACCUUUGUUUGUGUGCUCAGCGUGCUGCAAGUCAUUAGCACAAUCGAGACAAGAGGACAGCCCCUUGGAGUUCAGAUACUCGGGUGAGCUUGAGCUGUUUGGAUGUCUCCUUCCUCCUCCAACUAGGGAGCCAGAAUAUGAUAUGGGGAUCCAGUGUUAG